UCUAAAGAAGGAAGCUUUCUGUGGUUGUGCCAAAGCAACAAGGAUCUGUUUUGUGUCAGCGAUCAGAAUCCUCAGUUUCGUCCUUCUACGGUGCAGCUGCCACCGGGCGCUGAAAUGGUGCACUACUCUGCCUGCCAGGAUGCCAUUUGGGGUUUGGAUAUUCUUGGGCAGAUAUUUAUCAGAACACUUUCAUCCAGCUGUCCAACAGGAAUGCAUUGGACAAAACUGGAUCUCUCUCAACUAGGUGCUGUAAAGCUGAUCAGCUUGACCUGUGGAAAUCAGCAUGUUUGGGCCUGUGACACCAGUGGUGGCAUUUAUUUCCGUGUAGGAACUCAACCUCUUAACCCAAGUUUGAUGCUUCCUGCAUGGAUAAUGAUUGAGCCACCUAUGCAGCCAGUAGGAAUCAACUUGGUCAGCAUUUAUUCAAGUCCAAAUGAUCAGAUGUUGUGGGCAAUUGAUAGCAAAUGGAAUGUCCACGUACGAGUUGGAAUUACAGAUGAAAUGCCUGUAGGCACUGACUGGGAACAUGUACCAGGUUUGCAGGCUUGUCAGCUGGCUAUAAGUACAAGGACCGUUUGGGCACGCUGUCCAAAUGGAGAUGUAGCUCGUCGAUAUGGCAUUACUGACAAGAAUCCAGCAGGAGACUACUGGAAGAAGAUUCCUGGAAAUGUCUCACGUUUAACAGUGACCCCUCUAGAUGAACUGUGGGCGAUCAGUACUUCAGGAUCUCUUCUCCAGCGCCUCACUAAGACCUUUAGCCAUUCCCAUAGUUUGCCGAAAAAUAAUGACACUUCUGUUCUGCUUCACCCUGAUGAUUUUGAAGAUGAAUGGGAAGUGAUAUGAAGUCUCUCAAGCUUGUGAAGCAGAGAAAAAAAACCAGAAGGACAGAAUUUUUGUAAUGUAUGUACAGAAUGUUGGAUCUAAAAGCCACUCAUAUGGGACCUGUGAUAUUAGCACUUUUGUAUUGAAAAACUGACUUGUUAAAUAGCCCCCAAGCUGUGAGUUCUGAUGUUUGUUCCAUUAUCUCUUGGGAGACUCUUUAGGUGUGGCAUACUGCAAUUGUUAUACCGUACUACUGUAGAAGCUCCUUUGGAAAUAUAACUCUUAAGUUAAUCUUACUAGCAAUGAAAGUGACUAUUUCACAACAGCAUGCAGACUAAUACAUGUGUACUUAUUUUGAGAAGGAAUUCUGUUGCAUUAAAUAUUUCUCUACAGCAGAAACAUUAA
Molecule: messenger RNA, 1227 nt
Organism: Fulmarus glacialis (Northern fulmar)
Lineage: Eukaryota; Metazoa; Chordata; Aves; Procellariiformes; Procellariidae
Gene: TECPR2
Product: tectonin beta-propeller repeat containing 2
Exons: 6
Coding region: 115-843 (242 amino acids)
Source: RefSeq, a predicted model, not a curated record